Messenger RNA from Caenorhabditis briggsae, 333 nucleotides. The record is from RefSeq and is a predicted model, not a curated record. The transcript has 2 exons. NCBI's taxonomy places the organism in Eukaryota, Metazoa, Nematoda, Chromadorea, Rhabditida, Rhabditidae. The coding region runs from base 1 to 333 and encodes 110 amino acids.
AUGUGCCAUCACAACGGAACUAUCGCUGUUGGAAAGAAGGAAAUCGAGUGUAUCUGUCCACCACCAUGGGACGGAAGAUUCUGUGAACGUUUGGCCUGCUGGCGAAAGACAAUUCCAACUCAACAGCACAGAUACCGUAACAACGGAGAUCACUGCAUCUGUGGUAAUCAUUAUUCUGGAGAGAACUGCGAUGUCGUCAAAUCGUGCUUGAAUGAGGGAAAACUCGAGAAUGGAAAGUGCAAUUGUCGUGAUGGAUGGCACGGAGAGCUAUGUGAUAAGAGAUGUCCAAAGGGACAUGUUACAGAGUUUGAAAACGAGUAUUUGAAACAGUGA